AAUUUUAUCUUCACAACCCUGUGAGUUAGGUGUUUGAGAAAGCAGGCUACAUGGCUACCGAUGAUGAUUAUUUUGCUGAAUACCCCAACACCACAUCUCAGCACAUUGAUGACAGCGCACACAAGACAUUUACAGCGUUUAGCAGUGUCUUUCUGGUCUGCAUGUACUCAUUUGCCUGUAUCUUUGGAGUCUCAGGGAACACUUUGGUUCUUAUCAUUUUUAUCUUCUAUGAAAAAGUAAAGGUGCUGACGGAUGUAUUUCUGGUGAGCUUGGCUGUAGCUGACUUGUGCUUUCUUUGCACAUUGCCAUUCUGGGCUUAUUCUGCUGCGAAGGAGUGGAUCUUUUACACUUUGCCGUGUCAAAUCAUCCGGGGCCUCUACACCUUGAAUCUGUACGGUUCCAUGCUAACCCUUACCUGCUUAACCAUUGACAGGUAUUUUGCUAUCGUCCAAGCCACCAAAGCACACAUCAGCCAAGCCAAAAGAAUAGUCUGGGGUAAAGCGGUUUGCAUUUUGGUUUGGGUGCUCUCCCUGCUAUUUGCUUUGCCACAGUUUUUAUUUAGCACGCAGAAGGAGUACAGCAGCAAAAGGGUAUGCAUCGCAGAGUACCCUUCAAAUUCUUUGCAGAUGCUCACCGAAGCAAUUCAAAUGACUCUUGGAUACUUCUGCCCUAUGCUGGUUAUGGUUCUUUGCUACUCAGUCAUCACCAAUACUUUACUCUAUGCUAAGGGCUUCCGCAAGCAGAAAUCCUUAAAAAUAAUAUUUGCCAUUGUUGUGGUGUUCAUUUUUACACAGACGCCCUAUAACGUCUUGAAACUCAUUCGUGCUGCAGACCCGAGGGUCAUGAUGGACAAUGGAUUCCGCUUCGAAUAUGCUUUGAUCGUAACGGAAGCCAUUGCUUAUUUCCACAGCUGCCUCAACCCUGUUCUCUAUUUCUUUAUCGGUUUGAAGUUUAGGAGGAACCUGGUAAAAAUUCUUAAAAAGUUUGGAUGUGCUAAACAUGAACAAACCAGGAAGCCGUGCCAAACUACGGAUGAUGAUUGCUCAAAAUCCUGCACCGCCACACAGAACGCAGAGGAAACAAGCAUGUAUGCAUUGUAAGAGGAUUGCGAAGAGCAUCUCUUUUGUAGAGUUUCAGUUUUAGUCGCCCUCAUGCGAGCAAAAGCAACAGGCAGAAUCUCCUCAACAUAGCUAUCCUGUUUGUAAAGUUGGCAAAAGCUUCCUUACAAGCAAACUUUGCAGAAUCUCAUUGCCACCCUGGUUCUUAUGCUAGAGGCAUCUUAUCAGAAAAGACUCAAUUGUGUUAAGGUAUACAGCAGCUAUAGAAGAGAUGCUGAAUGGGAGUUUAGGUUGUCACUUAGCAUUUUACCUUUUAUUUUAAGGAAGUGCCAGUGGGAAGCUGCACCCU
Molecule: messenger RNA, 1407 nt
Organism: Lacerta agilis (Sand lizard)
Lineage: Eukaryota; Metazoa; Chordata; Lepidosauria; Squamata; Lacertidae
Gene: CXCR6
Product: C-X-C motif chemokine receptor 6
Exons: 2
Coding region: 51-1100 (349 amino acids)
Biological process (GO): chemotaxis; immune response; G protein-coupled receptor signaling pathway
Cellular component (GO): membrane
Molecular function (GO): coreceptor activity; C-X-C chemokine receptor activity
Source: RefSeq, a predicted model, not a curated record